Molecule: messenger RNA, 2153 nt
Organism: Pelobates fuscus (common spadefoot toad)
Lineage: Eukaryota; Metazoa; Chordata; Amphibia; Anura; Pelobatidae
Gene: BABAM2
Product: BRISC and BRCA1 A complex member 2
Exons: 12
Coding region: 106-1257 (383 amino acids)
Biological process (GO): double-strand break repair
Cellular component (GO): BRISC complex; BRCA1-A complex
Source: RefSeq, a predicted model, not a curated record
GUCCUACUGCGAGGCCCCCUCACUGUAUGUUUCCGGAACUCACAGUCUGCUUCUUCCCGCGGGCUGUAAACAAACCCCAUUGGAACCAAGGAAAGACUGUACAGAAUGUCUCCAGAAAUCACCCUGAACCGGAUAUCCCCGGCACUUUCACCAUUUAUCUCGAGCGUGGUCAGAAAUGGGAAGGUUGGCUUGGACUCCACAAACUGUUUGAGAAUUACAGACCUCAAGUCAGGCUGCUCGUCACUUACCCCUGGACCAAGCUGUGAUCGAUUUAAACUUCACAUACCGUAUGCUGGAGAGACGCUGAAAUGGGACAUAAUAUUUAAUGCACAUUACCCUGAGCUACCCCCGGAUUUUAUCUUUGGAGAAGAUGUGGAGUUUUUACCUGAUCCGUCAGCUCUUCCUAGCUUGUCAGAGUGGAACCCAGCCGAUCCCGAAUGCUUGUUGCUGACAGUAAAGGAACUGGUCCAGCAGUAUCACCAAUAUCAGUGCAGCCGGCUCAGUGAGAGCUCGCGUCUCAUGUUCGAGUACCAGACUCUGCUUGAGGAGCCUCAGUACGGUGGGAACAUGGAGAUCUAUGCCGGGAAAAAGAACAACUGGACGGGGGAAUUCUCAGCUCGCUUCCUUGUAAAACUGCCGGUGGAUUUUAGCAACAUCCCCAUCUAUCUACUAAAGGAUGUUAAUGAAGACCCAGGAGAAGACGUGGCCCUCCUUUCUGUCAGUUUUGAGGAUGCAGAAGCCACUCAGGUUUUUCCAAAGCUGUAUUUAUCUCCUCGAAUCGAACAUGCACUCGGUGGGUCCUCUGCACUUCACAUCCCGACAUUUCCAGGUGGAGGGUGUUUGAUUGAUUACGUUCCUCAGGUCUGCCAGCUGCUGACCAAUAAGGUGCAAUAUGUGAUCCAGGGGUACCACAAGAGAAGGGAAUACAUUGCUGCCUUUCUGAGUCACUUUGGAACUGGAGUGGUUGAAUACGAUGCUGAAGGCUUCACAAAGCUCACGCUCUUACUAACAUGGAAGGACUUCUGUUUCCUGGUCCACAUUGAUUUGCCACUCUACUUUCCUCGUGACCAGCCCACCUUGACCUUUCAGUCAGUUUACCACUUCACCAACAGUGGCCAGCUCUACUCCCAGGUCCAGAAGAGUUACCCUUAUAGCCCACGUUGGGAUGGCAAUGAAAUGGCCAAGAGAGCAAAGGCUCAUUUCAGAAGUUUCGUUCCUCAGUUCCAGGAAGCGGCCUUUGCAAAUGGAAAACUAUAGAGUUUAACAGAGAAGCAUCCUUCUGCAGAACGCUGACUGAGCUCCCAUAUUAUUCUAGAAUUGCCCGACACUUGGAGCCUGCACCCGAAGCACUGCACACUGCCCGUAUUCAAAUAUCCGGAUUGUGGACUGCCACGAUUUCUAACUAGUAUCCUGUUUAGUACUUCCUAUUUCCAUGGAAUACCUGCUUUAAUUCCAUUUGGCAUCGUUUGCCGUGAGUCUAAUUACCAGUCUUACCCAAAGCCUGUGUUUACAAGGAAUUAGAUGCUGAAACAAAGCUUGACUGGAUACAUUUUUGAGUAACAGAAGAAUUUUGCUUGUUAUUUUGUUCACUUAAAACUCCAAAACCAGUUACUUAGCAACAAAGCAAUUAUAAGCUGGAUGGUAAUUUUCUCGGCUCUGGUGAAUUCUUUAGUAAUUCCGCCACUAAACACUCAUUUUAGGGAAAACCACUUUAAAAUAUGAAAGAAGAAUACUUUUAUUUCCAUUUAACUCAAUCUGCAAAGAUGGAUCAAAUGUCCCUGUUUGUCUCCUGUGUAGAAUUCUGUUCAUAAAAGAUCAACAAAUGAUUUCUUUUUAAAAUGUCAUUUUUACAUUAUUUCUACGCUAUAUCUUGUGUCAUAGAUAGCGGCUGUAACAUUUCUGAAUAACAUGAGCGGCGACAUGUUAGCGUCGGUAAUUUGUUCUAGUAUUUUCCAUAGAAGAAUGUCUUGUUAUCAAUGGCUGCGCACAGACUUUUGCCAAAGUAAUUGUAAGAAAUGAGAAAAGUGAAAAUAUCAGUGGGUGCGCUGGCUUAGAUAGCUAUGUGCACAUGUUCCGUUCUCUAAAAUUCAAUGAAUGUAAUAUUUUCUAUCUCGUAUAAAAGGCUUUAAUAAAUCCAGUGAGUUUCUGCACUC